GAACAGGAAUGGUUGGACGAAAGACUGGUAUGGAAUGCUACCGAAUACAAAGUCAAAACAAUUUCAGUUGAACAGAAGGAUAUAUGGCUACCGGACGUUACAUUAUAUAAUAACAUUGAUGGGCAAUUCGAACGCCAAAAGGAUGAUGUUUUCCUCCGAGUGAGUUCCGACGGAUUAGUAACAUGGGCCUCUCCGUCUAUCUAUACCAGCUCUUGUAGAAUGAACGUCAAAAAGUUUCCGUUUGACACUCAAGUAUGCGUCUUGGAGUUCGGUUCAUGGAUAUACAACGGCUACGAGCUUAACCUGCUGAAGAAGACAGGAAAGGACUCCGAGCAGACGGAAUUCGCCGAGAAUGGAAUUUGGGUUCUAAGUGAUGUAAAUGUAGAGAGAGAAGUUCGGAAAUUCAACUGCUGCCCAGAGCCGUACCCGAUGCUGAUAUUCAAUAUAAUCCUAAAAAGACGUCCGGAGUUUUACCUUGCAAAUAUUCUGCUACCUUGUGUACUGCUGUCAUUUCUAUCAAUGUUGGUUUUUUACCUGCCACCAGAGAGUGGGGAGAAGAUUUCUUUUGGUAUGACAACUAUACUUGGGUUACUACUCUUUCAACAAAUGAUCGCCGAAACGCUACCUCCGACCGCCGAUAAUGCUCCGAUUAUAGGCACGUAUUUUACGUUCAUUAUUUCAAUGGGAUGUACGUCAGUGUUGGUUACGUCUGUCGUACUGAACAUCUACUGUGGUAGCAGCGCGCGACCACUUCCUGGCUGGAUUAGGACCAUUGUUCUUGGAAAACUGGGGUCCGUUCUUGGCCGUCAAAAUGCCUACGUCAAGAAUCGGAAUGAGUAUAAUAUGGUGGAGCGGAAGGCGAAGGAGGCGGCCGCUGACCAUCUCUACGAAAAAAACAGGUCCAAUCACAACGAUGGUGAAUUUUGUGGCGAUAUUGGUGGUAAAUCGGAAGUUAAUAUUAGCCGACCACGAAGCUCCACACGGCGGAAAUCACAAAAUGACGAGGAGGCUCUGGUCAGUGCCGGAUCCAAAUCAGUCAAAGACUACGAAGGCCAAUGGCGAGAAGUCGCCGUCAUUUUAGAUAGACUUUUUCUAAUAAUUUCAUUAAUUAUUGUGUCGGUUGCAGCAGCUCAUAUUCUCAUCGCCAUCAUGUAACACCGAAAAUGGCAAAAAACAAAAUGCUGUACAGGCCGAUGUGCAAUCUCUGCAAUAAUUACUGGUUGUAAUUUGAUGUCAUAUUUGAUUACGGGCCCAUAUUCCAGGCCUCUAUGUAUGUUGAUAUUAAACAUACAAAGGUUUCUAUAGUGUAAAUAACUGUGUUGUGCGUACUCCUGAUAUCAUACGUUUACACGCGUUUAUUGAAAAUGGCUUGGCUUUUGUUAGCCUGCUUUGAUGUGCGGCUGAUUGUGAAUCGAUGUGCGUACUGCGAGGCAAUCCUCUAUAUUCACCCAUGUGUCUACAGUUUGAUGAGCGCAACGCCUUUGGAUGGGUGACCAAUCGCGUAACAUCGUACCUGAAAUACAAUUUACUGUACGUACUUAGCAACAACAUAUUUAAGGGACAGGUUCACACUAGAGCUUUAAAGGUAUAACGCAAACGCAAUGCUACGCAUAGUAGGCCUAAGUCUACUAGCAUUGUAUGCAUCCAUUUGCAACACUCGUCUUAAGUUCUGUCCACACUAUCGGGUUUUCUUUGACAAAAAAACAGUUGUAUGCCGAUACUGUGCCUAUAUAAUGGUCAAAAUGUCACCAUGACAAUAUCUAGGCAUGUCAAAUUUUUGUCUAGUAGAAUUUGAUCGUCUGGACAGGGCUUCAAAUGCCUAGACGCGUUUUAAAGGUAAACGCAAGAAACGCUACCGCCAACGCCAAGUCAGUACAGACAACUUAUGUAUGAACCACUCAAAAUUAGUACUAAACGCAAAAGCAACUGCAGAAAAGAAUUCUUGCGUUUACAUUUGAAUUUUCCAUAGUAGAGUGAGAAGCGAACUACUGUUAGAGCGUAUAUAUUAUACGUAUGCCUAUUAGGGAGUUUUCACAAGCUUACGAAAACGAUUAGGAAUACGGUUACGUCAUCAUAUUCAGCUCUUACAGCAUAUUGUCAAGAAUAUUUCUGGGCACAAAUGAUGAUAAUGAUAAUGACGUAUUCGUAUUCGUUAUUGUUUUCGUAAGGUUGCGUAACCUUCCUAUUGCCAGCUUAUAAAAAUCCAUAAAUACAGGAGAAUACAGGGCCAGAGGAAAAUAAGGGUCUAGGCUAUGUAAUUCAUUAGCAGCAGAACGGAAGUGUUUAUUCAGAUUUGAAUAAUUAGACAACCGGGACAUUUUAAUCUACCCGGAUCACGUAUCUUGAUUUUAAUCAAACAACAACUCUAGUGUUUUAGUAUGUGUAUAGAAGGUUGUUUGUCAACUUUGUGAAUUAUUGUAUCAUUAUUUGGACACUAUGAAUGAUCACAAAGAGAUAGAUAUCAGCUUUUAAUUUAUUCAUUUAUUCAUUAGUUUACCUACGGUUUGUGCUAGGGAAUAGGUCAUCUAAUAACAUCAGGAUAAUUAUAGAUCUUAGAUUGGGUUGCGUUCAUUUAGUGGUUUGAAUUGAAGUGUGAAAUAAAGAAUUGUAAGAAAAUGAGUUUCAAAUAGGGUUAAAUAUUAUCAAAUAUUUUUAUUUCAACAUUUUAAGUACGGUACACAAUUUACAUUAUCAUUAUUAUUGUACAAUAAUUUCUUGUUGGUACGCCAGUAAACAUUUACAAAUCAACUAGAGGAUGUUUAAGAUCAACGAAAAAUGAAGAAUCAUAAUUAUACCUAACUUUACUUAUCCUUCACGUGCCAAAUAUCUAAAAGCAUCAGCACUGAUUUCACAUUAUCUUUUUGCCGUCUGCUAAAACCUGUUUGUUUUCUUUCAUGUUUUCGUCCUGUUGCAAUCAUUCCCUUAUAGGCUUUUAUUCUAUGUUUUUUAUGUCAUUUUUGGUUGUAAUUGUUAUUGGCAGAUUUUAACUAUAAAAUGCAUUAGAAAAUAUAAAGGUUUUAUUUUUCUAUUUUUGCAUACAAAUAACGUAGGUCGAAAUGCAUUUGUACUACUGUAACUUUGUUUAUAUGUAAGAAUGGAAUAUCUAUUUUAAUGGUGAUACGCCAGCAUUACUGUCAAUUAUUGAUAUUUAAUGAGUAUCAAUAACGACCGUAUUCCAUUAAGGAUUCGUUGAAAAAGUGUUAAAUGUACUAGUAUACGUUAGGAAAAGUCAAAGUGUCAACGAUGUUACAUGCCUCGAUACGUAUAAGUAUUAAAUGUCUGGUCAUGUUU
This is a messenger RNA of Anneissia japonica, 3291 nucleotides long. RefSeq names its product neuronal acetylcholine receptor subunit alpha-9-like. Gene Ontology annotation, biological process: chemical synaptic transmission; monoatomic ion transmembrane transport; regulation of membrane potential. Gene Ontology annotation, molecular function: neurotransmitter receptor activity; extracellular ligand-gated monoatomic ion channel activity; transmembrane signaling receptor activity. Gene Ontology annotation, cellular component: synapse; membrane; neuron projection. NCBI's taxonomy places the organism in Eukaryota, Metazoa, Echinodermata, Crinoidea, Comatulida, Comatulidae. The transcript has 3 exons. Bases 220 to 1155 code for a protein of 311 amino acids. The record is from RefSeq and is a predicted model, not a curated record.